Mucor mucedo is the source of this 959-nucleotide messenger RNA. RefSeq lists its product as uncharacterized. Bases 6 to 887 code for a protein of 293 amino acids. The record is from RefSeq and is a predicted model, not a curated record. The transcript has a single exon. NCBI's taxonomy places the organism in Eukaryota, Fungi, Mucoromycota, Mucoromycetes, Mucorales, Mucoraceae.
CGAAUAUGAAUAAUCUAUCCUUUGUCUUUGUUUUCAGUAAAACCAAAUUUGACUCUAUAUUAACAGAGCUUUUGGUACCUGCAAAAGCUGUAUCUUACGUAAGCGCAGCACUAAAUGCUCUCGUCCUUUUAUACGCCUGCUAUGUACUGUAUAAAAGGUCAAAAGGUGAUCCUGUCCAAAGUUACAUUUUUACACUUUUAGCGGGUUUCUUUGGAUUGUUGGGCGGUACUAUUUUCUACUCGGAGGCGAUAAGCCACGGCCAAGGCUACUGGAUUGUCGAUAAAGCAUAUCAUUCUUCUGUUUGGUUGUCAUGUAUAUGCUUAUUUCUCCCCAUAUGUAAGGGUCAAUCUCACACUGAUGUAGCCAGAUCUAAUUCUCAAAAUGCUGGUAAAUUACUUGUCUAUUGCGCUUAUCUUUGGUCAAUCAUUAGCAUCAUUUGUGCUAUUGCUCUUACAGCGAUUAAAGUCGACUAUGAAUUGACCCCAGAAGAACUUUACAUAGAUGGCAGUGUAGAUAAAUAUCUGGCCAGAUAUCUUCAGUUUGCAAGAUUGAUCAACUUUAACUUUUUUAGCGAUUGGGGUUUUGUCUCAAUUUUUAUCAUCUUAUACUUCACUCUGAUUGAUUUGAUCAGAAAACUACCAGCUCAACCUACUAAAACAAUUGCUUUGUUUGGCUUUUUUGCUACUGUCCCGGUAAUUACUGACACAAUUACGGUCCUUGUUUUUUCUGCGAAUAGUGUUAGUAAUUUUACUACUGCGGUGGUGCUCAAUUUUAUCUUUACGGAUUGUUUCUCGGUGUUCGCAUUGGUUACGACGUUACUUUGUGCUAAGCGCUGGUCAUACACUACUAGUGAUGAUAGUUCUAUUAAAAAUGAAACGAUUCCCUAAAAAAAAAAAAACCUUUACAGCUACAUUUCAUAUAAUUUACUCUUUAAUAAAUAAUUCCCUAUUACCUACCAG